Molecule: messenger RNA, 303 nt
Organism: Meyerozyma guilliermondii ATCC 6260
Lineage: Eukaryota; Fungi; Ascomycota; Pichiomycetes; Serinales; Debaryomycetaceae
Product: E2 ubiquitin-conjugating protein
Exons: 1
Coding region: 1-303 (100 amino acids)
Biological process (GO): DNA damage tolerance; protein K63-linked ubiquitination
Cellular component (GO): nucleus
Source: RefSeq, a predicted model, not a curated record
AUGACCAACUGGAACGGAACCAUUUUGGGGCCCCCACACUCCACCCACGAAAACCGGAUCUACUCUUUGACAAUUAUAUGUGACGAAAGUUAUCCUGACAAACCACCAAGUGUUAAAUUUAUUUCCAAAAUCAACCUUCCAUGUGUGGGUCCUCUGGGCCAGGUUUUGGUGGACCAGUUUGAUACUUUGAAAAACUGGAAACGGUCGUACACGAUGGAGACGGUGCUCCUCGAGCUCCGGAAGUGCAUGGCAGCACCUGCCAAUAAGAAAUUGCCGCAGCCCGCCGAGGGCUCUACUUACUGA